Messenger RNA from Orycteropus afer afer, 177 nucleotides. The record is from RefSeq and is a predicted model, not a curated record. NCBI's taxonomy places the organism in Eukaryota, Metazoa, Chordata, Mammalia, Tubulidentata, Orycteropodidae.
GCUGACCCUGACCCUGGUCACACCCUGAGCCCUGACCCUGGUCACACCCUGAGCCCUGAUCCUGGUCACACUCUGAGCCCUGACCCCAACCCUGAUCACACACCGAGCCCCAACGCUGGUCGCAUUCUGAGCUCCGACCCUGCUCAUAUACUGACCCUGACCCUGGUCACACACUGA